Bombyx mori (domestic silkworm) is the source of this 9061-nucleotide messenger RNA. RefSeq names its product piggyBac transposable element-derived protein 4. Gene Ontology annotation, molecular function: transmembrane transporter activity. Lineage: Eukaryota; Metazoa; Arthropoda; Insecta; Lepidoptera; Bombycidae. Gene Ontology annotation, cellular component: membrane. The record is from RefSeq and is a predicted model, not a curated record. Gene Ontology annotation, biological process: transmembrane transport. Bases 5832 to 8135 code for a protein of 767 amino acids. The transcript is spliced from 8 exons.
CUAACUUUGUUUUCGUCUACACUGAAAUAUAAAGCGAAAUGGACAAAAAAGUUACGACGGCUGAGCUUAUCACACAAUCACUGGCAAUGCUAUGCAGUGAUCCGUUCGUUGUUUCGCUUCGAGUAGUUCCAAUUACCGACUGACUGCGUGCCAUCUCUGCAACGUUUUUAUAGCCGAUACAUCCCUAGAAUUAUCGAGAAUAUUCCACACAUUUCGAGUAUUGUGUUUCUGUUAUCUGACAAUAGAUGGCGUUGUACUUCUAGAUGCUACUAGAUCCUUCGAUAUUCGUUCGACUAUUCGGCGAAAAAUGGUGUUACUCUUAACGGCGUAACAUUAUUUAUGCACGCCUGGUAACAGCGUGUAAUCAGCCAAGUUCUAUGAUCGCCCGAUAUUCCAACUUAUCGUUGUGUUCUAUCUACGUAUUUCUCGAAUAAAGUUCCUAUUGACAUGAGCCCCUGGUAUUUCAGAAUGUUACUUCGUGCUUUUUACCAUUGAUAUCUACGCCUGGUAUAUUUUGUUACCCGCAAAACAAUGGUGGUUUUGUCUCAAAUUUUCAAUGUAGAAAUUAUUAUGAUUUCUUUGUGAAGGCUCGGUAAAUGUAAUUAUCAAGACAAUUAAGCCAAUAAUAGCUCUCAAAUAUACAGACAUAAGAUAUCUUAACAAUAUUUUCAAAGCGAAGAUUUCAAGUUGUAAUGAAUUCUAAUAACAAUUGUGUGUAAUAGUGUCUAAAUGAGUCGUCUAUUAUCAAAGGUGGCAAUCUGUGCAUUUGGACAAAAAAAUGUUAUUGAUAUGUCAAUACAGAUUGAUUUGAAUAUAAUCGUCUCCUUCAAAGAAUACCGUUCAAAACCUGCAUUAAAUAAAGGUUAAUACUUAACCUGUUAUUUAUCUAAGAUGUCGUUCAGAAGAGUUUUGUGACUGCCAAUGGAAUACAAAGUCAAUAAUUCGUUUUUCUGAUUUACCAAUAAUUGUCCAAAAGUCACAUUGCCGGCUUUGAUAAUAGUCGACUCAAAUAUUAGUGCAAGUCCGCAUAAAAAUGGCUAGCGGAAUAGAUCCCAUUUCUUAUAUUUCAGUUGUCGUAAAUACAUUUUAAUUCUAAACGUAACUUAAAAUGAAGCUUUAUCCAUAAAUAAAAGCAAAUAAUACUGACGUUUGCUUGCUCUAAGUGUCACAAAGUUGCUAUAUAAAGUUUUACUGUUCUGUGUACUUUCGACCCAACCAGAUUAUAUUGCAUCAUUUAUUUAUUUUAUCUUUAAGCGGUCUUACAGUGUACUUACUUAGUACAAUGCCAUCAAAUAUAAUUUCAUUUUCAAAUUUGAAGUUUUUGAAGUGAAUCUUCUUAAGCGACUUCCAACGAGGUUGCGUUAAACGUUUAACGCUACAAUACUAGAAAGAGACAGAGCGAGAGUGAAUGCGUGGCACUCGAACGCAUGUCCGUAGUAUAUGUCGGCGUUACACCAGGAUUUACACACAUAAGUUCUUUUACAAUGAAAAUACAAUACAAUUCUAUAAAACUUUAACAUUACUUGUUUACAACAAAAAGCCACGCCUGAGUUACUCAGUGGUUUUUACACAAUUAGCCAUUUUGUGUUGGUUAUAGCAACUACAACUUCUUUUAUACAAACAAAUGUAAUUACUGCGAAACAAUUCACAAAACAUAGCUUAAUAUUCAAAAUACAUAUUUUAGUGAUUUUACAUGACUCACAUUUAAUUUAUUUUACAUUAAUUACUUUUAAUUAAUAUUAACUAACAUUGUUAUUAUCCAGCCUAAUAAUAGAUGGCGCCAACAACAUCAUUGCAUAACAAUUACAAUACUUAAUUAAAUUAUUAAUACUGUUAAUUAUAAUAUAAAUUAUUAUUAAUAUUUAUGCUUUAUUCAUAUUUAAUCAUUUAUAGUCAUUUGUGUUUUUAAACAAUAAUAUAAACAUUAAACAUAUUCUGAACAUUUUCACAUCAAAACAGUGUCUGCUAAUAAUUAAAUAUGGUAGAAUAACAGUUUUGUUGCUAAUAAUAAAUAAAUAUUAACAUAGAAUAAACUAAACUAUAUAUUAUUAAGUUAAUUAUUGCCAACAGUGGCAUUUGCGCCCAUACGGCCAUACUGAUUCCAGCGCGUCCCUUGCGCUGUUUUAGCAUUUCACAUAACAGUAAACAAGGCAUAUCCCCUACUGGGAUCUACCCAAUACACAAGGCAUCAUUCACCCUUACGAGAUCUAGCUAACACACAAGAGAAUCACCCAACGGGAUUUACCCAACACACAAAGCAUCACUCAUACAGGUCUAGUUAACUCGCAAGCCAUCACCCUCACAGGAUCUAGCCAACUUACCAGGCAUCACCCUUACGGGAUCUAGCCAACACACUCGGCAUCACCCAUACGGGAUCUAGCCAACUCACAAGGCAUCACCCACUUGAGAUCUAGCCAACCCUCAAGGCAUCACCCAUUCGGGAUCUAGCCAACUCAUAAGGCAUCACCCAUUCGGGAUCUAGCCAACUCAUAAGGCAUCACCCAUUCGGGAUCUAGCCAACUCAUAAGGCAUCACCCAUACGGGAUCUAGCCAACUCUCAAGGCAUCACCCAUACGAGAUCUAGCCAACUCAUAAGGCAUCACCCAUACGGGAUCUAGCCAACUCUCAAGGCAUCACCCAUACGAGAUCUAGCCAACUCAUAAGGCAUCACCCAUACGGGAUCUAGCCAACAAGACCAGGAUUAAGGAUUCGCAUGGUGGCCCGCCAGCGUUUUAGGAAGGAUAAUUGGAUAGGAAAAUAAAAGUAGCCACUUUAACAAAUUAUCAAUCAUUUUACAGCAGAACUAAUCUCUCUGCCCAUACGGUCAAUUUUUCAGUUAUCAGAAUCCUCUGACAUUAAGAGGAUAGAUUUACCUGUAUCAAACCUUUACCAUUACCAAACCUUUACCUUUACCUUUAUCAAAACACAUUGGAUGGUACAGACCGCUCGUCCAUCCAUUUCUCACCAGCUGAUUCAACUUCCCCUAAUUCAUCAUUCAGCGGACCAUUUCCAAUUUGCUUUAUUUUAAUGGCAGGUAGGGAACAUCAUCCUCCUAAUGCCUCUGCAUUUUUAUUUUAUUUUUGUGCUGUAGCUUUUAAUCAACUGUAAAUCUUAAAGCUGCCUGUUAGAGCUUAUUAAAUUAUAUUUUACAAACAUGUGACAUUUAUGACCCAUCAAUAGUUCAGCAUGCCUGUUGACCAUGCUCGUUCUCUUUGCAAUAAUGUGGUACUGAAUUUCAUACUGUUCACAAGUUUUUGAAACUUCUGAAUUAUCUUUUAUCUUGGUGAUUUUUAUAAAAGUGACAGGGUUCCAAAAAUGUAACUAAGAAUUUUAAAGCAGAAAUCAAUACAGAGAUCUGUGCAAUCCUUUUUCUUGACUAAUACUAAAGUGGCAUCCCCACUAGAAACCUAGGGUGCAGAGAGUUAAUCACCCACUCAUCCAAAAAUAAAUAAUUAUGAAAGGAAAAGUAAUAAUAUGGAGCUACUGAACAGGGAUGAGCUGUCUCUUAUUAUGACAUUUUAUUACAAGUUUAUUUUUAUUGUAAUAUGCUUGAACUCCUCACAAUAAACAGGAGACAUACAGUAUGUACAGCGUUGUACUAUCCUAUCCAAAUUAAUUAUUUCAAAUCCAACUUUUAUCUGCCUGAUCACCAUCUAUGAGACAUGAUUUGCAAAAGUUACAUGAUGAUUGAAUAAUGACUCCAAACUUGAGCGUUCACUGGAUAGAAACUUAUAAAAAUAGAUAAGUUCUCUUCAAAGAGUGCAACACUGAGAAGUUAUUUUUAAAAGAUUAAAACCUAUUAGGAUGUCAGCAAGACUGUCAGUAUUACCAUAUGAUUAUGAUUACCAUAUGAAAUUCUAUAAUAGUUCUAGUAUUUUUCUCCAUUAAAAGUCACAAUGCUUUGUUUUGAAAUCAGUUGACCCCUUAUGCUCAAAAACUUUACAUGAAGUUGUUUAGCUUACUAAACUAGAUCUGCAAUGAUUUAAGUCUUAUUAGUUGACCCCUUAUGCUCAAAAACUUUACAUGAAGUUGUUUAGCUUACUAAACUAUAUCUGCAAUGAUUUAAGUCUUAUUUGUGGUGAUACGUUUGUCAUCUUGACGGCGGUAACAAGUUUUCUCGAAAUGACGCAAGUGACGCAGUAACCACAUUUAAAACUUUAGUGUUACUAAAAGUGCCACGAAGACUGAGGGAAUCAUUAUGUGAUUUUGAUAAAACUGAAUUAUGUUUAGAUUAUUAACAUUAAAUUAACUGUAUUUUCAAUUUGACGCUUUCGGAACGUUUUUAGAAUCGAUAUUAUUUAGGAAGCGAAAUACAUACCACUGCGUAUUUCUCAAUAACUUGGAUCGAAUAGGUAAAUUUAAGAUAAAUACCUGAAAUCAGUAUUUUUACCAUCUCAGCGUCAGUAGCUUUUCCAAAACAUCCACGGUCUAGAACUCAUUUUAAAUAUCCACAUCCUUACUGAAUACAUGGAUCAGUUCGUCCCUCACUUGCUCCAAUGCGGUUCAAUACAAAGACCAGAUAUCGGCUUAAUGCUUAUGUCUUGCUUGCUCUUUUGAACUCGAUGUUCAUGCGAUAAAACAAUUAGCUUCGUGAUAGUUUCGUCCACAUUUCCGCAUCGGUCUUGAUGUCACGCCCUCAUCGGAGUUGAACGGCGGCAAAUAAAAGUUAUAAUGCCACCAAAAGGGUACAGCAUUUGCAGAUAACAUCACUUUUCGCCUUUUUAUUACAGGUUGAGAUACCCAUCACUUGUUCAACAGUGGGUUGCUUCAUUCGGGGGCUUACAAUUAAUUUUGGGGCUGUGAUCCCACUUCUGAUGUCGGCGUUACACCAGGAUUUACACACAUAAGUUCUUUUACAAUGAAAAUACAAUACAAUUCUAUAAAACUUUAACAUUACUUGUUUACAACAAAAAGCCACGCCUGAGUUACUCAGUGGUUUUUACACAAUUAGCCAUUUUGUGUUGGUUAUAGCAACUACAACUUCUUUUAUACAAACAAAUGUAAUUACUGCGAAACAAUUCACAAAACAUAGCUUAAUAUUCAAAAUACAUAUUUUAGUGAUUUUACAUGACUCACAUUUAAUUUAUUUUACAUUAAUUACUUUUAAUUAAUAUUAACUAACAUUGUUAUUAUCCAGCCUAAUAAUAGAUGGCGCCAACAACAUCAUUGCAUAACAAUUACAAUACUUAAUUAAAUUAUUAAUACUGUUAAUUAUAAUAUAAAUUAUUAUUAAUAUUUAUGCUUUAUUCAUAUUUAAUCAUUUAUAGUCAUUUGUGUUUUUAAACAAUAAUAUAAACAUUAAACAUAUUCUGAACAUUUUCACAUCAAAACAGUGUCUGCUAAUAAUUAAAUAUGGUAGAAUAACAGUUUUGUUGCUAAUAAUAAAUAAAUAUUAACAUAGAAUAAACUAAACUAUAUAUUAUUAAGUUAAUUAUUGCCAACAGUGGCAUUUGCGCCCAUAUAUCCCUUCCUAUGGCAGACGCCAUCGGAAAAAAUGUGCCAUGGUGGCAGCCUCCCGCUCCGGUCACGAUAAAAUAAACGCUUAGCUGGCAGGCGACCGGAACGGUCAGUAAUUUGAUGCCGCUGUUUUCAUUCGAAAAGCGCACUUUAAAACACGUUCUGCAGUGUUCUAACGCAUACAACUGCUAGAACGUUAAACAAAGACAAAAUAUAGACGCUUUCUUAAGUAAACUUACAUAUGUUUUUAAGAAAAAAAAACCUCAUUGUUCCGGACUUGCUAACGCGGAGUAGUUGGAAGUGUUUGUGCGUCUAUUUUCAAGUGUUUUUAAGUGGUUGACGACAGUAUAACGAGAUAAAGUUUUGAAAAAGCGAUGGAAAGUGAGAGAAGUUUGCGGGUGAGGGGAGGCAGUGCAAGAGCAACAGGCGUGCGCACUCGCGGAGGUCGUUCGAGUCUUCCCACACGUGGUGGUUCACGAACAGGAAGGGUACGAGGUAGAGGAAGGGGGUGCCCGCGGUCUUCUGUUGAACAGAGGCCGUCGGCAAGUUGCGCAUUUAACCUUAUUGCAAUUGAGGAUUUGCCCGCUGGGGAACCGAUAGAGCAGGCAUUGACGGAGCGAAGUAAGCGUUCAUGGAACCCCCGAAAUUAUGAACCUGACGGAGAGGACAUUCCAGUAAUUUUGUCUUCACCUGCGAUUCCGCCAUCACCGGCAAUGUACGUUGAAUGUGGCGGCAGUGGUACGAGCACGCCAUCUUCUAGAUAUAAUAUACAGAUUUCUGUACAUGGCAGCCGUAGUCCUUCGCCGUCACAUAAACGUGUGCGUCGAUCGCUUUGCCCAGACCAAGAACAUGAUACUACGAACAGAGAUUCUAUUUCAUCGCUACGUCGACCGCUACGAGACUCUGAAAUUUGCUACUUGUUGCACUAUGGAAGUGACGACGAUGACAGCGAUGAUGAGAGCCAGAAUGAUAACGACGAAAUCGUUCCCAUGAUUAUCCCCCGGGCAGCUGGAAUACUGAUGGACACUCCGGACGACGAGGAGAUUGAGAUUGACACGGCGGCGGCAACUAAACCUCUUGUGACAUCUUCCGCGCCUUCCAUCAUUUCAGCACCUACAUCACCAGCGCGUGAUACCGGUAUGAAGCCUAGUCAUUUUUUUGAAUUUGACUGGGGAACUUUCCCUGACUCUCCUAUACCGCCAACAGAAAGGCGUGAAUCUUUUAAGGAACACUCUGGUCCCACUGUUGCUGUAAGUGACCCUUACGAGAUUUUUAGACUUAUUUGGGACCAGGAGUUCAUGGAAUUUAUUGUGCAGGAAACAAAUAGAUAUGCCCAACAAUUAGCUGCUGAAAUGUUGGACGGCGGGGAAUUACAGGCCUCCAGUAGGAUUACAGAAUGGAAAGAAACCAAUGUAGACGAGUUAUUGGUGUUCUUCGGAAUAUUACUGGCGAUGGGAAUCGUCAUAAAGAACCGGGUUGAAGAGUACUGGAAUACGGAACAAAACAUCUUCUCCACUCCAGGUUUCAAAGUAUAUAUGUCGCUUAGGAGGUUCCAGUUACUCAGCAGGUGCUUACAUUUUAAUAAUUCCGAGAACUUGAGAAACCUCAACCUGGAUCCCUCACAGGCAAAGCUUUUUAAAGUGGAGCCUGUGAUUAGCCAUUUGAAUUCCAAGUUCACGGAAUUAUAUAUAAUGAAGCAGAACAUUGCUUUAGAUGAAUCGCUGCUGCAGUGGAAAGGUUGGUUGAACAUCAACCAAUUUAUUCCAAACAAAGCUGCAGCAGUGGGCAUAAAAACUUACGAAAUAUGUGAGUCGCAGACGGGGUAUUUAUGGCGAUUUAAAAUCCAUGCCCAUAAGGCUUCGCCUACAGUCUCAGAGGCUGAUCCAUUCACAGCGAGUACACCGGCGUUGGUUCUUAACCUUAUCAAAGGUUUAGAACACAAAGGAUACACGUUGUGGAUGGAUAACUUCUACAAUUCCCCAGCACUUGCCCGAAAACUCAAAUCGAUUGGGUUUGAUUGUGUCGGUACGUUGCGGACAAACCGCAAGUAUGUCCCGACGGAACUGACCAAUCUGAAAAAAUCUCAGAUGAAGCCCGGGCAAGUAGUAGGCUAUACCAGUGGAGAUGUCGAUUGCAUAAUAUGGAGAGAUCAGAACCGCGUAGCGACGAUCUCAACGUACCAUGGCAAUGCCGUCUCCACUAAAAACGGAGUAACAAAACUUAUUUUGAUACGUGACUACAACAUCUGCAUGGGUGGCGUGGAUAAAAAAGAUCAGAUGUUGGCUGCAUUCCCAAUUGAACGCAAGAGGACACAAAUUUGGUACAAGAAAUUGUUUAAAAGGUUACUUAAUGUUUCUGUGUUGAAUGCCUAUAUCAUACAUAAACAGACCGCCACGGAGGUCUUGGACCACAGGGGCUUUAGAAAAAACCUGGUAGAAUCCCUUUUGCGUAGGCAUUCAAUAAAAAUGCAGCCAUAUGUCUUUUCUGCCAGGGUACAAGAUACCAUUUUCGAGGUGAGCCGCCAUCACCCCGCCGAAUAUCCGCGGCUAACUUCAUUAAACAGCACAAAUCGCCAUCGCCACCCAUGUAAAGUGUGCGGCAAGCGCACGGUAACGUAUUGCGUAGGUUGCGACAAACCUGUGUGCGUAUUCACAUGUUUUGUGAAACUUCACAAUUAAUAUAAUAAUAGGGUAAGGCCAAAUAAUUUUAUGUACCUAUGUUAAUUAUUAUUUCUUCUCAAUUGUAAGUAGCCUACAUGUUAACUUUUUUUAAGACUAUCAAAACAUUGUUGACAUAUUUCAAGAGUUUAUUUUGUGUCUGAUUUUUUGUCUUAAAAUUUUUCGUCUUAAGUUCUUAAGAGUAUUUUUUUGUCUGAUUGUAUGUACAUUUUUUGUAAGAGUAAAUUUGAUUUAGAGAGAGAAUUUGAAUUUGAUUUUUGAUUUAAUAAUCUGAAAAAAAAACUUUUUAUACAUUUUUUUUUCUAAGAACAAGUAAAUAAUAUUCUGAAACAACAGAAAUAAUAUAAAUACAGUAACUGACCGGACCCGGUCAUUCGCCAGACGGAGGGUAAAAAGUCGCAUCCACGUUAAGACAGUCGUUUUCGCGUGCCAUCUUAGUAAAUAAUUGUUGUUUUAUUUCAUCAUUUUCUAAUAAAUGUUGUAUGAAAACACCAUCUUUAUAUCUUACAAGCCUUUUGCAAAUUUAUUCAUGUUUUAGGAAAUACAUUAUUAACUCAUAAAAAUAAUUGAAUACUACAGUACAGAUCAUUGUUUGAAUAUACCUAUUUUUUCUUAGUUUACACAGGUUUUAUUUGAAUCUUAAUAUCUUUAUAAUCUUACAUAUUUCAGACGUAAAUAUUUAACACAAUUGAGAUUAUGAAUCAAACAUCAAUAUAAACAUACAUUUCAAUCUCACUUGAUCAAUAUAUUUCUCAGAACUAAGCUUGUAACAUGAGCUAUUUUCAACAUCCGGCGCAAGAUCUACCACUGCGGCCGAUUUUUUGUAAACGUUCUACUGAUAUUUUUUUGUAUAGAAUGAUGUGUAAUUCUUAGGAUUAUGUUUUGAAAUAGUGUUUGUCAAAGCAAAUUAAAUACAAAUAUGAUCG